AUGUCAAAAAGCGAUGAAGAAAUAGUAAAAGAAGAGCCAAAAGACGAACAGACCGCGAAACACUUGCACAAACUCGCCGAGACUGGCAAAGAGCAAGGACUUCCAGCGUGUGUUGUGGCUCAUUAUGAAAAGAAGGCUUGGGAAGCUACAAAAAGCGACGAGAAGUUCACAAGUUGCGAGAAAUGCGGAAUGCCACCACCAGCGCCACUCGAUUCGGCAAAAAAAAUCGAGUCGGAUCUGUCGAAAACCUGCGCCACCUGCGAUCACGUGAACAAGAAAGCGAUCGGUACCGAGUCGGAGCUCGCCGAGCAAGCUAAGAAGGAGGAGAUUCUGAAGAAACAGGAGGAGAGACCAGUGCUCAAACGUAAAUCUGACGAGAGACGGCGCCCUGCGUAUCCGAAUCGCAGAAUGUAUAGUCCAGUGAGAAUGUUGGCUCGGAAAGUGACUCCACAAUGCGGCCCACCAAAAAACUACCAACGUCCAGUCAAAAAGACGAAGCUCGUCGAGGAAAAAGAGCCCGAAUUCCUUCAGCAACUCUUCGGAAUCGGCGCUAAGGAAGCCUAA
Molecule: messenger RNA, 564 nt
Organism: Caenorhabditis remanei
Lineage: Eukaryota; Metazoa; Nematoda; Chromadorea; Rhabditida; Rhabditidae
Exons: 5
Coding region: 1-564 (187 amino acids)
Source: RefSeq, a predicted model, not a curated record